Paramormyrops kingsleyae is the source of this 2101-nucleotide messenger RNA. RefSeq names its product protein SSUH2 homolog. The record is from RefSeq and is a predicted model, not a curated record. NCBI's taxonomy places the organism in Eukaryota, Metazoa, Chordata, Actinopteri, Osteoglossiformes, Mormyridae.
GGUCCGAGAAAUAUUGGGAGCUGUGGCAUAUUAACCUACAAAUUAUUUUUCCGCAUGAGAAAUACAAUGUGUGGCGGGAGUGCGUGACAAAAGACUGAAAAGAGUGACUAUAACGCUCAAUGCGUGACACUUUUGAGCCCUGAACAUGUGUAAAACAAAAGUUUGGUCCAAGAUGCCCGGUGUUGUUUUCAGCUGAGAUUUGCAGCUGUUGUGGGCAGGAGUGCCGUACGCCUAAAGAUAGGGUGGGGUCUUUCUCGUAAGCUAUACUCCCUCGGCAUUCAUGCCUUAUAUGCGACGGUUGUAGCCACUCCACGCCAUAUGCUUUCAGACAAACGCAUGGAAAUACCUUUGUAUCGAAAAGAAAAAAAAAUAAUUAUCGCAGAAAACAGUUAACAAGUGUGAAAUCUGUGUCAAGCAGAUUGAGAGCUCAACGUGUAGCUUAAUUCAGUCAUAAAUCGCCUAUACAGCCUUUUAACAAACAUGUACGGCUUGCAAGCACAACCAAACAUGUACCCCCCUCCUACUGCAAAUUUCCAAGGUUUGGCAAGUCCCCCGAUGGGUUUUGCCAGCAUCCCAGGCUAUGAUGGUGUAGGUGGAGGUGGAUUCCUCCCUCCUCCUCCGAUUCCUGCAAAUCCAUUCCCUCAGCCUGAGCCGCACAAUGUGGACUGCUGUGUCCCACCGCUGACUGAGGAAGCUGCACGCAGCGCCCUUAAGGAGUAUGUGUCUGGUCAUUGCUGCUAUGGCUCAGACCCCGUAAAUGAUGGGAAGAUCACCGAGAUGAAGGCAUUCAACACCUACAGGUACCGCCUGGAAACCUUCACGGAGUCCAGAUCUACAGAGUGGAGCCAGGAGCCUUACACUGGUCAGUCAGUCGAUGCGCAUAUUCAAAUGGCACCAACUCCCUGGAAUAUCCCUGCCCAGCCCCCAGAAAUGUUUAAAGACACCACCAAAGACAUCAAGGUUCCCAACACCUCAUCUCUCAAGGAUUGUGAUACCUGUCAUGCCAAUGGGACAAUAAAGUGCACCAUAUGUGAGGGCUCUGGAAAACGUCAUCUUGGAGUUUCCAGCAGUGACGGAGACAACAGCGUAGCUGAGAGCACGUGUUUGGAUUGCAGUGGGAAGGGGACACAGGAAUGUAAGACCUGCAAAGGCAAGGGGAAACUCGUGGUUUACAUCAACCUGAAAGUCAAAUGGACUAACAAUAAAUCGGACUAUACUAUGGAACAAUCCAGCGGCUUGAAGUCUGACACCAUCAGUACUGUGUCUGGAAAGAAACUGUUAGAGGACACCAAACUGCUGGUGUACCCCGUAAUGGGAUUCCCAGACGCCCAGCUGAAUCAUGAGUCCGAGCGCUUGGUGAGGGAGCACCAGGCACAGUACUCCCAAACGGCCCGCAUCCUCCAGCAGCGGCAAACGAUUGAAUACAUUCCAAUAUCAAAGGUAACAUACACGUGGAAAGAGCGGCCGCUCUCAUAUAUCGUGUAUGGGAAUGAGCAUAAGGUCUACACCAACGAUUACCCUGCCACCUGCUGCUGCACUAUACUGUAGAGCAGAAAGCCUGCUGCUCUGUAUAACUGAUCACACCUAAUAAAUUGUCAUCAUAUAUAUAUGUUUAGAGUCAAAAAUACUGAGCAUGUGGAGCAUUAUUGUGACAAUGUAAUGCUACAUUGUGCUGUAAUGCUACGUGCAUUCAUUUUUCUGCAUUUAUUUUUUUUGAUUUGGGAGCAAGUAUUACAAUAUAAUGGUAUAUGUGAACGUUGUAUAGUAGUGUAGAAAAAAUAUAAAUGUACUCACCUCUAUUAUUGAUGGUUUAAUGACAUAUCUUUUCAUAAAUAUUAUAGCUUUAAUCUUUAUACUAUUACAGGUGUGAUGGAUAUUAAUAUGCAAAACUGUGUUUUGGAUAUUUAUAGCUGAUAUCAAAUCACCAAAUACUGACCCUUGUAGUUAUAACAACACUGACCACUAUAAUUAUAGAACACAGAUCCAUCAUGAAAGGUUAGAGUUCAGGAGACAAUGUAUUGAUGUACCUGGGUUGUAACUGUAUGGAAAAACUGUAUGGGGGAAAAAAGCAAAUAAAACUAUCGGCUUCAGAGUUUCUUCA